Drosophila serrata is the source of this 2727-nucleotide messenger RNA. RefSeq lists its product as uncharacterized. The record is from RefSeq and is a predicted model, not a curated record. Lineage: Eukaryota; Metazoa; Arthropoda; Insecta; Diptera; Drosophilidae.
CAAUGGUUGUAGUUGUUGCCGCUGCCGACGUCGUUGAAAACAGCAGCAGCAGCAGCGGGAGCGGUAGCGGAAGCGGUAGCCGGACCGUGAACGGGAUCGAAAUCGGGAACUACGACGACGACGACCAAUUGCCAGCGGCAUUAACGCCGGCCAGUGCCAUCGGUACACAACAAGCAACGGUUGCCAAUAACAAUCAUACUGAUAAGGAGAAGAACACUACAACGACUGUCCAGCAGGUGGAGGAGGAGCAAGAGCAGGAGCAGGAGGAGGAGGAGGAGCAGGUGGAAUCGGUGCCAGUGGCAGACAACAACAAUACCAACUAUAUUAGCGACAACAUUGCCAAUAAUAAUACCAACAUUAGCAUGACGGAUGCGGCGGCCAAGGGCAACGGCAGCGAUGCCAUCAAAGCCUCAACAACAGCAGCUACCAACACAUCGUCGAUGGGAUCGGUUUCGGGCGUGGCAGUGCCCACCAAAAGUGCCGUCAGUCAACGGAAUGUGGACAUUAAGAUCGAGAAGACCAGCAACAUGGAGGCGGCCACACAGCAGCUUACCAAGAAGGUCCUCAAACUGGAUUUGGGUGGCAAGAAUCUCGAUGAAUACUCCCUCAAGUCACCCAAGUCACCUAUAGCUGCACGUUUGCCGCAUCAAACAUCGCUGACGUCGUCGGUGGAUGUGGAGGACAGGAAGACAUUACGAGAGGCCUUAUACCAGGGUAUAUUCCACCGACAUCGGCGCACCAUCUUUGCCGUUGGCAGCUUCCUGCGGAUGCUGCGCAGCCGCAAUUCGCAGUACAACACGAUACGUAGCUCGUCGGAGGGCGAGGAUAUCGAUGAGAAGCAGCAACAGCAACAUCAGCUGGAGCAGCAACAGCAGUUGGAGCAGCUAGAGGAGCAUCUUGAGCCUAACCAGCCUCUGACCCUGCCACAAGAACAAGAAGUAGCCACCACAUCGUCAUCAACAUCAUCCGGACAGCAGCGACAAUCGGAAUCGUUUUAGAAGGCCCUUGCUGCUUGCUUUUGAAUAUUCAUUUCAAUUUCAAUUAGAAGAUUUAUUCCAUAUUAUAUACCUUCGCGUAUUAACAAUUACCAUUGCCAUAAAAUCCUUUGUUUUUUUUUUUUUCUUUGUAACUACUCACUACUUCUAUGAUUUUCGAAAUUCAUUUCAUUGUAACUAUUUUCAAGCUGUCGCUUAGUUGUAGAGAAAGUAUAUAUAUACUUUGCAAAAUUGAGUAUAGGAGUAGAGAAAGUGAUAAGAAAUUGAUUAGAAUGGGCGUCAGCAUAUGAAUAUAUAUAUUAUAUUAAAUGUGGUUAGUAAAUUUUACUUACUACCCAUCGUGCAACCAUAAAGACUAGCCACCACCUGUUGUGUUAGCCCGUAGAGAGCCAUAUUAGUUUCGUAAUAGUACCGAUCGAUCGAUCAUCAUCUGCGUAUCCUCUCUGCUGCUUCAUUACGUUCCUGGUUUUGAAGCAGAUCGCCUUAUCUUAACUGCAACCCACUUAGGCUAAAGCUAUAGCUACAACUAAACCUUAAACUAAUGUCUAACUGAGCCCAAAGCUGAACUUGAAGCACACUUACUUAACACAAAAAAAAAACAAAACUUGAUUGUAUUUCAACUCAGCACCUCUUCAUUCUGUGUCCGUCUGUUAUAUAUCUUUAAGAUCUAAAAACCUUCUGCCAGUUCUGCUUAUCUUCAAAGUGAUUAUAGAUUUAAAUCUUUAGUAACUAUAUUCCAAUAAAUAAAUUUGUUUUUAUAUAUUAUACAUAUAUAUCACAAUCAUUUCAAUAAGUCAUUAAUUAAGAGAGCUUCAAAUUCACUUAAUUAACUGCGUAAAAUGGUAUCAGUAAUGUAAGAGCUUAGCCAUUCCAUACCUUAAUUGCAUUUAAAUCCUAUACGGAAGCUGUGCUGGGUAUCAAAAUAGUCGAUUUAAGAUCGAUUAUCAUUUUUAUUUUCUCCAUUUUUUUGGUAUACUGAUUGAAUAAUCAUUUUUUAUUCCAUUUUUAAGCAUGUAUAUGUCAUUUUUCAUUGCAAAGGGAACAAAAACUUAUAAAGCAGCGAAUGAGGAGAAAGAAAUGUGUUUUUUAAACGAUGAACAAGUUGAUAUAUUGCGCCUAGACCUAAAAUAUAUAUACAUAUAUUGCUAUAUGUAGCCACUAUAUACCACUACUAUAUAUAUAUAUAUAUAGGUAGUGUAUAUGGUUAUAGUUAUAGAACAUACACAUACACACAAUUGUUGUUGUCCCCCAUAUAUUAUAUAUAUAUAAACAUGUUAUAUGUAAUUAACUUUGAUUUGCAAAAACCCCAAGACCCAUUAAAUAGUAUAAAGACAUUAAACAUUAACUAUAUAUAUACUAUAUAUUUUAGAGAAUUUUUUUUUGUAUUUGUUCGUUUCGUUCGGUAGAGUUUAGAUGUUUUAAAAGAAAGACGUUUUGUACAGAAAACACAAAAAAAGACAGACAAAUCGCGACGUCACAACACACAAAAAAAAGACAAAAGAACGAUAUGUAACAUUUGGUAAAUUAUAAACUGUUUCAAGCGUAGUCACUCUACCACCCAUUAUUACUCCCGAUUUGAUUUGUCGAUUUUUUGGAAACAAUAAAACCCCAUGAAAUGCUAUAUAAUUCGUCGAGUCUUUUCUCUAAUUUCUCUCUGCAUUCUUUCAGUUCCUCAAGAGGCGUGGCUCGAAGCUACUGCGUUUCCCUCACCUCUUCGAUCGUUGAUGCCAGA